This is a messenger RNA of Bactrocera dorsalis (oriental fruit fly), 1565 nucleotides long. It is a transcript of the gene Dera, whose product is annotated as deoxyribose-phosphate aldolase. Gene Ontology annotation, biological process: carbohydrate catabolic process; deoxyribonucleotide catabolic process. Gene Ontology annotation, cellular component: cytoplasm. The record is from RefSeq and is a predicted model, not a curated record. The transcript has 3 exons. The coding region runs from base 460 to 1437 and encodes 325 amino acids. Lineage: Eukaryota; Metazoa; Arthropoda; Insecta; Diptera; Tephritidae. Gene Ontology annotation, molecular function: deoxyribose-phosphate aldolase activity.
CCGUACCGGAAUUCUCACUCUUUUUAAAAAUUCAAAAUUAAUGCAUAAGUCAACAACUAGAUGGCGCCGCUGGUUACCUAUAAAUGGCUUAUUGGAAUUGAAAACUUUGUAAAAUUGUUUUUGUUUUAGCAAAAUCUAAUCAAUUGCCUGUUAGUUAAAUAGUACGACUAACUAAUAACUUAAAAAAUUGUAAGUAUCAAUUUAAUUAUCAAUUACAUUGAAAUUAGCGAUGUUUUCAUGAUUAGUACAAAAUUGCAAUUAUUUUAUGUGAUACAAUUGAUAUAAUAAUUUGUAUUGUUAAUAACCAUUACAAAUUCUAUUCUCUGAAGCUCUUUAUUACCCAAUGUAGCAUGCACAAAUGACAGCUGACUUUUCACAUAUUCCAAUAGGAAUUGUUUAUCACUUGUCAUACACGAGCUACUGUUAUCCAUUCGUGUUUAUAUCCGAAAAAAAUUUAAUAUGAAAGUUAAUAAAAUUUUACCCUUCGAUGACUCUCUUCUGGAUUGUACAAUUUCAAAUCGCCAGUUGGAGGAAAUCGCUGUAGAAAUUUCCAAACGUGGCAGUGUAACUGGUCUUAAUCAGGUAGUUUGGGCAUUAAAAGCAUUAACUUUAACGGACUCGACGACAUUGGGAGGCGAUGAUACGGCAGCGAACGUGCGAAGUCUUUGCCAGCGUGCAGCAUUUCCCAUACCAGAGCAUGUUUUGUUAGAACUUGGAGUUGAACCGGCACUCUUGCCGCAUAUACAUACUGCCGCAGUAUGUGUAUAUCCAGCUCGUGUCGCGGAUGCAGCAGCCAAAUUGAAGCAAUUAAAUAAAUACAAUGACAUACCAAUAGCUUCCGUGGCAACAGGUUUUCCAGCUGGGCAGUAUGGCUUGGACUCACGCUUAAACGAAAUUCAAUUUGCUAUUGAGUCAGGAGCCACCGAAAUUGACAUUGUAAUCAAUCGUCAAUUAGCACUGGUGGGUGAUUGGAGAGGUGUUUACAGUGAAGUGUGCGAAAUGAGAAAGGCUUGCGGCGAAAAAGCGCAUCUGAAAACUAUACUAGCUAUCGGUGAACUUGGAAACAUGGAUAAUGUUUAUAAGGCGUCCAUGGCCUGUAUGCUAGCUGGUGCUGAUUUUAUAAAAACAUCUACCGGUAAGGAAACUGUUAAUGCCACUCUACCAGCUGGCUUGGCUAUGAUAUAUGCUAUACAGGAAUUCGAACGGCGAAAAGGCAUUCUAGUUGGUCUAAAACCAGCCGGUGGUGUACGCACUGUACCUGAUGCAAUUGCAUGGUUAACUCUCAUAAAAGAAACCUUGGGUACACGUUGGUUGCAACCCAAUCUUUUCCGCUUUGGUGCAUCUGGCUUACUAGAUAAAAUAGUAGAAACUGUUAACGGGUAUAUCAACAAUCCGCAAAUUGGAAGUACUAAAAACGCCAACGCUGCCUCUUAUUGAAAAUAAUGCACAAUAUGUAUCUGGUUGAUUCCAACAUUCCUAUUAAUAAACAUUUUGAUAUUGAGCAAUUUUAUAUAGAAAUAAAAUUAUUAAAAAUAUAUAAAAUAAUAUAAAUUUAUAAAAAGUAA